Messenger RNA from Protobothrops mucrosquamatus (brown spotted pit viper), 1004 nucleotides. Its product is annotated as N6-adenosine-methyltransferase subunit METTL3-like. Gene Ontology annotation, cellular component: RNA N6-methyladenosine methyltransferase complex; nucleus. The record is from RefSeq and is a predicted model, not a curated record. The annotation marks the transcript as partial. Gene Ontology annotation, molecular function: mRNA m(6)A methyltransferase activity. NCBI's taxonomy places the organism in Eukaryota, Metazoa, Chordata, Lepidosauria, Squamata, Viperidae. The transcript is spliced from 7 exons.
AUGUCGGACACUUGGGGCUCGAUCCAGGCGCACAAGAAACAGCUGGACUCGCUGCGGGAGCGGCUGCAGCGGAGGCGCAAGCAGGAGCCUCUGGAUCUCAGGAAUCCAGACCUGGUGCUCAGCCCUCCCUUACGCAGUGACAGCCCAGUGCCUUCCUCCGUCACGCCCGGCACUGCCACAGAGCCAGGAGAUUUAGUAACUGACCCUGAAUUAGAAAAAAAAAUCCUCCAUCACCUUUCAGACCUGGGACUGGCGCUGCCCACGGAUGCUUUAACCAUCUGCCAAGCCAUCUUCACGGUGAGUCAAGAAAUUCUGGAGCUGCUGAACACGACAACGGCCAAGGAGCAGUCCAUCGUGGAAAAGUUCCGCUCGCGAGGGCGGGCACAGGUUCAGGAGUUCUGCGACUAUGGAACCAAGGAGGAGUGCAUGAAGGCCAGCGAUGCUGAGCGCCCCUGUCGUAAACUGCACUUCCGCCGUAUCAUCAACAAGCACACAGACGAGUCCCUAGGCGACUGCUCCUUCCUCAACACCUGUUUUCACAUGGACACCUGCAAGUACGUGCAUUAUGAGAUCGACGCCUGCACAGACCUGGAUGCCCCCUGCGGGCGGGAGCUUCUUUUAGGCCAAGAGCUGGCCCUGCCCCAAGCUGUGGGGAGAGAUUCCAGCGUGGAUCGGCUCUUCCCCCCACAGGCUCUGUUUCGUGUCUUCCCCCUCAGGUACGAGCGGGUGGAUGAGAUCAUCUGGGUGAAAACCAACCAGCUGCAGCGUAUUAUCCGAACAGGAAGGACAGGCCAUUGGCUCAACCACGGCAAGGAGCACUGCUUGGUUGGCGUGAAAGGAAACCCCCAAGGCUUCAACAGAGGUCUUGACUGUGACGUGAUUGUGGCAGAGGUUCGCUCUACCAGUCACAAGCCGGAUGAGAUUUACGGCAUGAUUGAGCGGCUUUCUCCGGGCACCCGCAAGAUCGAGCUGUUCGGGCGACCUCACAACGUACAACCCAACUG